Molecule: messenger RNA, 1541 nt
Organism: Sclerotinia trifoliorum
Lineage: Eukaryota; Fungi; Ascomycota; Leotiomycetes; Helotiales; Sclerotiniaceae
Source: the annotation of a GenBank genome assembly
CUCUAUUUUCCAGCAAUACAGCUAGAGGAGACUUUCCAGGUCUUUCUCAGGGAUUCUGCAUCUACAAGAAACUUGGACACGAGCAUAAAGCCUUGCAGGACAACCACUCUAUUAGUAGUACCAAACCUCAAAGUCUAUCCAUCAAUACCAAUACUAAGACUCAUGAACCACUCAUCCAAUCUCAAAAGUGUCCACAAAUGCAAAGAUGUAACCCAUCCCACAACCUCGCCGGCCCAAAACAAGCCUAGCGCAAGGCUGACCCGAAUUUGUCAUAUCCCCUCCUUAUCUCCAUUAAGAUACAUCCUCCUCAAAAAUGCACCAUGUCUCUCCAUUUUCUCUCUCUCGAACUUCGUUUUCCUUUUACACUCAUAUAUUCUCUCUUUCUUCUAGAUCCAUAACAUUUUCACGUCCUCGCGGAAUUUCCUCAAAUACUAGAAAUAUGACUGCAAAUGGCAUAACACCCUCAGAGGGGUCUGGACGUAGGAAACUUAAGAUAUUAAUGAUACAUGGUAUAUAUACACCCUUUCCCUUAUUCUUCACAGACCAAUUCAAGCAUUUAACACCCAGCAGGCUACACGCAAUCCGGUCCAUCCUUCAAUUCCAAAACCAAAGCCCUAACCAAACUCCUCAACCGGCAAUUCCCCCCCUCUCACCCCAUCUACCCAGGCGGCAUUCAACUCCUCUACCCUACCGGUCCAAUCCCCCUCCUACCAGCCGACAUACCAGGCUACACGCCCAGCUCCGACCCCUCCCUCGCACCAACCGACGCAUACGGAUGGUGGAAACGGGAGACGGGCGGAGCGCGAUACGCCGGCAUUGAAAAAGGGUUACAAGUAAUCGCGAGCACGAUCCAAGAAGCAGGAGGAAUCGACGGCGUAAUUGGAUUUUCCCAAGGGGCAUGUGCCGCGUAUUUCGUAGCGAGUUUAUUGGAGAUGAAUCGCGAAAGUGCUUUUGCUCUUCAAUGUGUCAAGAAUCCCUCUGAGGCUCUUCCUUACCCCGCCUCCUUCACAACCCUUAAACAGCAACUUCGUCAACCCCCGCUGAAAUUUUGUAUCUUGUAUUCUGGAUUCUAUGCGCCGUAUGGAGGAUACGAGGCAUUUUAUAAUCCGCCUCUGAAAACGCGGGUUUUGCAUGUUAUUGGGAGUUUGGAUACUGUGGUAGAGGAGCAUAGGAGUAUGGCUCUGGUGGAGGCGAGUGAGGAGGGGAGUAGGGAAGUGUGCUUUCAUCCGGGAGGUCAUUUUGUGCCCAUGGGGAAGGAGUUUGGGAAUGUGGCUGUAGGGUUUAUGGUAAAAUGUUUGGAUGAAAAGAAGCCGGUGGUCGAGGAGAGCGUUGAGGAUAUGGAUGUGCCAUUUUGAGUGAGAAGUGGAGGUUUCAUAGAAAGGACAGGAGACACCUCUUCGUUCUAAUAGAGUUACAAAGCUAGAAUAGAUAUAGGACAUCAUAGACAUGGGCAUAAACGAUUCAUUUCAUUAGAAUCUAGAGUAAUUGUACAAAGCGGCAGGUAUCAUUAAGGGUAGAUUAGAAAAGAUCAUUAAGCCUUA